AUGUCCAUUAAGUUCUUGAUAUUGAUCUCCCGUCAAGGGAAGGUCCGAUUGACUAAAUGGUAUACCACCACCACACAAAAAACCAAAUCCAAAAUAACUAAAGAUUUAACUACUUUAAUUCUUUCAAGAAGAGCUAAAAUGUGUAAUAUUGUUGAAUAUCAAGACAUGAAGAUUAUUUAUAGAAGAUACGCCUCGUUGUUCUUUGUGAUUGGUAUUGAUAAUGAUGAUAAUGAAUUAAUGGGAUUGGAAAUAAUCCAUAGGUAUGUGGAACAAAUGGAUAAAGCUUAUGGAAAAGUCAGUGAGUUGGAUAUAAUCUUUGGAUUCGAAAAAGCUUAUUAUGUAUUGGAUGAGUUGCUUUUGGAUGGUAAAGUCCAAGAAAGUAGUAAGAAAGAAGUGUUGAAAAGAGUAUUGAAUCAAGAUGACCUAGAAGGACUGGAAGAGUUUGACGUGUUAAUAAAUUAG
Yamadazyma jaroonii is the source of this 462-nucleotide messenger RNA. NCBI's taxonomy places the organism in Eukaryota, Fungi, Ascomycota, Pichiomycetes, Serinales, Debaryomycetaceae. The record is from the annotation of a GenBank genome assembly.